Molecule: messenger RNA, 464 nt
Organism: Seminavis robusta
Lineage: Eukaryota; Bacillariophyta; Bacillariophyceae; Naviculales; Naviculaceae
Source: the annotation of a GenBank genome assembly
GUACCGGUACCGUCACACCAACAUGAAGUUCUGAGUCUUUACAGCUUUGCAGGCCAUAAACGGAUGAAGCAAACUCACUUGAAGGCACCAAAGAAACAUUGACCAUGGCGGCGACGGCAAUCACUACUCCUGCUGAACCUCGCAGCAGGACGAUUCUUCUGCUGGUUCAUCAAGUGGAAGAUGUGGCACCAGUGGCGGCUCUGUGUGCCUUGCUGGGCGAUCUGUAUCGUCAUCGAACGCUGUUUGCCCACGAACCCAUGCCAGUGCUACGAGUUGUCGUGACUCCCUCGUUGCAACAUCAUUUUGCCUGCAAUGGCCGAAUUGUCUCUUGGAGAGCUCAUGAGUCUGUUUCCAAUGGCAGUAGUUUUCGAUGGGCUACCCACGUGGGUGCUCCCGAUUCUGUGUGGCCUCUCCACGAUGCUCCAACAGCAAAUGACACCAGUUGGUUGGUUCUUAGACAAUGA